GGGGUAGAAGUGUUUCCUAUACAGACGGUGUGCGAGGUUGACAGUUCUCUUUCGUUGUUUUUCAGGAGGAGCUCGGAUGUUGUUUUUAUUUGCAAUAUUGUAACCAGGCUUCUGAUAUAGUGAACACGUUACAAAUUCCACCGUAACGUAUUUUUUGCUGUUUAUUGUGUGCAUCUAUUGUCUACUCCAUGAAUUCUCAGCGACCCGAGAGCUUAACUUAUAGGGGCAGAGAGGAUCCUCCCUAUGCAAGUGGAUUCGCAUCAAGGUCAUUUAAUAAUUCAUCCAGCACGGAUGUUCCACAUUGGGUGUCAACACCUCCUGACAUCCCCGGGAGCAGGAAUCUCCACUGGGGAGAAAGAACCCCCCAGUAUGGCCCAGCUACACCCAUUGCUCAAGGACCUAGUGAUGAGUCGUUACAGGGUGGACCAUCCGGUGAUCAGUUAAACAGAUUUGCAGGAUUCGGUGUUGGGUUGGCAAGUCUAUUUACAGAAAAUGUUUUGGCUCAUCCUUGCAUUGUAUUUCGUCGCCAGUGUCAGGUCAAUUACCAUGCAAGGAACUACCAUCUUGUACCUUUCACAGCUGUUAGUGUCAUGUACAACUUAACUAAAACACAGGGGCCAAAGGCUCUAUGGAAAGGAAUGGGAAGUACAUUUGUUGUCCAGGGUGUAACAUUGGGCACUGAAGGAAUCAUCAGUGAAUGUACUCCACUGCCCAGAGAACUGUCCCAUAAAUGGAAUCUAAAAUGGAUAGCUGGGCACCUGAUACUGAAAGGUUUAACAUGCGUUGUUGCAAUGCCUUUUUACUCUGCCAGCUUGAUUGAGACUGUUCAGAGUGAGGUCAUCCGCGAUGACCCGGGAAUCCUGGACUGUGUGAAAGAAGGGGUCGGUCGAUUGAUUGGAAUGGGCAUCCCCCACAGCAAGCGACUCUUCCCUCUGUGGGCACUGGUUUUUCCCACUUUCCUGCAUGGAGUACUCCAUUACAUCGUCAGCGCUUCUGUCCAGAAGUUGGUGCUGCUUGUUUUAAGGAGGAAAUCUCCUCAGGGGCAGUUGACAGAUGGCACACAGCCUAUUCAGAACAUGCUUGACGCGUACUUCCCUGAACUCAUGGCGACGUUUGCAGGAAAUCUCUGUGCAGAUGUUUUGCUGUACCCACUGGAGACAGUGCUGCACCGUCUUUACCUCCAGGGUACCCGCACCAUCAUAGAUAACACAGAUCUGGGUUUUGAAGUCCUCCCUAUUAAUACACAGUAUGAAGGACUGAGAGACUGCAUUAAUACAAUCAGGAAAGAGGAGGGAACCCUAGGAUUUUAUAAAGGCUUUGGCUCUAUUAUUGUCCAGUAUUCACUGCAUGCUGCUGUGCUGCAGAUCACUAAAAUGAUUUACUCUGUAAUGUUGCAAAAUGCUGUCUGAAAACAAGGCCAAAUGCUGCCUGAAAACAAGGCCCUGUAUAUAGAUUGGUUCCUGUCUUGAGAAGCCUGCUGGUUUGGAACUGUACUGUAACAGAAGCACCAGCUCAAACAAAGUUUCAUUACAGAACAGAAACAAUUCUGUAAAGAUUUGUUAGAACCACAUUUGGCUAAAAUAUACUGAGCUUUUUUCAGUUGCUUGAUUUGCACUUGUUUGGCAAUUCACAUACUCUCUGUUGGCUGUUCACUCAUCUUCCUUUGUUGUAAAAGUUUCAUUAUAUACAGGAUUUUUAAAUAGCUAUCAUGUCAUAGUCUUUCCUGUUACAGUGUUUUUUUCGUCCCAGGUGUUUCAUCCCGUUAAUUUCAGCUUUAUCUUUAAUCAAAACAUGUGAUUGAUCAGUCCCUAUUGGAUUUAGGACUGCACCACUACACUACCUUACAGUUCAGCCAUUUUCAUUAUAGUUUUUCAGCACAUACCACACCAUAAAUACUACACUCCCCUUUGGCACACUUUUAUCCUUUUUAUUUCUGAUGGUUAAGAGAGGGGAACAGCAUUUGGCCAUGCAUUAAUAGAGGAUAUAACUGAAUACAAAUUAUACAUAUCCCAUUUUUAUGAAGUUCAUGUUAGUGUAGCAAUUCUGAUUGGCGUAAUGUUGAAUAACCAACAUCUUUUAAGGCCCAUAGACAAACAAAAUCAAAACACUAUGAGCAAAUAAGGCUAUUGUACAUGCAACAGACUGGCUGUGCACAUUCAGGUUUAUACUUUGAUUUCACAGUUCAUUUUCUGUUUUAAUUUUCAUUUCAUGAAAAUUAAAACAAUAGUGUAGUAUUUAUGUCUGGCUCCUGUCAUAUUUUUAUUAUUUUAUUUCUUGAUAAAGAUAAGACACUGGUGAUCUGUUUGAGUUGCAGGUAUCUGAAAGGUGAGCUGAUUUUAAAUGUACAUAAAAUGUGAAAAAGAUUAAUAUAUUUAGCACUGACUCCGCACUAUGCUUCUGUUUGCUUGGACUACUAAAGUUGAGGGAUGUAAUAAAGCUAUGGUAGAAUGAUAGUGCAAAGUUAUUCCAGUUGUAUUGCUUGGUUUAGAUAUGUGUUGCCUCUAUAGCUUGGUGCUUGAAUGAUGUACAGUACCAAGGUUGUUUAUAUUUUUGUGAACAAUUUCCCAAAUAAAUUUCUGAAAUGGGA
Molecule: messenger RNA, 2587 nt
Organism: Polyodon spathula (Mississippi paddlefish)
Lineage: Eukaryota; Metazoa; Chordata; Actinopteri; Acipenseriformes; Polyodontidae
Product: solute carrier family 25 member 46-like
Exons: 8
Coding region: 189-1409 (406 amino acids)
Biological process (GO): mitochondrial membrane fission; mitochondrial fission; axon development
Cellular component (GO): mitochondrial outer membrane
Source: RefSeq, a predicted model, not a curated record